Messenger RNA from Bombus huntii, 648 nucleotides. RefSeq lists its product as uncharacterized. The record is from RefSeq and is a predicted model, not a curated record. The transcript is spliced from 3 exons. Bases 94 to 609 code for a protein of 171 amino acids. Lineage: Eukaryota; Metazoa; Arthropoda; Insecta; Hymenoptera; Apidae.
AAUGAGAGGAAAGAUGCUCCUUGUCAAACGCAAGAUUCAUUACGAUCGGAUGUAAAUGAUUUUCGAGAAAUUUUAGACAAUUGUAUCAAAGAAAUGACGAAGCUGAAAAGAUUUUUCGAUGACGAAAAUUUCUGGUGGAAGAUAUUCAAGAAACGAAAUUUCAACUGUUGCGAACAGAAAUUACCACACUUGCAUGGUUACUUAGAUGGAACUAUGGUUACUUUGAAGAUAUUGGAGGAAAAGAUCGAACCGAACGAUGGUUUCGUUACUUCAACACCGGUAAAAUCAGGUUCUUCGUCACAUUCGGCUAAACCGUCUACUCAGAAAAGAAAGUAUAGGGAGCAAGACGGAGAUGAGGUUGAGGGACGUCCUAGAAAAUAUGUAGAUGCGUCCGUGAAUACCGAAAGAAUUGACGAUUCUUAUCAAGAUGGAAAUCCUGUCAUUUAUAAAAAACAUCAAGACAAUCCAGGAAGUUCGAAAGCGAAGAAAGAGGAUGCAGAGGUUUACCAAGAGCAACAUGAUUCAGGGGAACCACAAACGUCAAAAGAUAAUCACGUGGCUGAUACUACAAGUAAAUUUUCAGAGAAAUACGAAUUUAUAGUUGAAUAAAAUAUUUAUCAUCGAAUUUUUGGUUUAGUGAGAUUAUCU